GAGCGGCGCCGCAGGCCGCCGCGUUGGGGCAGUCGGCGGAGGGAAGUGGCGCAGCAUGAUGCGGCUGUGGCGCUCGGCGCUGCUGCGGGAGCUGCUGCUGCUCGGCCCACCUGGGGCCGGCGGGACGGGUCCCGCCGCCGGUUCCAGGCGCCUGCCGCCCCCGCUGGCAGCCUUCGGCGCGAGCCCGCCCGCUUCUCGACGCGGCCCGGGUUUGGCGACGCCACCGCCUUCGGCGCGAGGUUUGUGCACUCGUUCGGAGGGAGCCUUGGAGGAACCGGGGAAGGGGGCGCCGUCGCCGACCGCUGGAGAGCCCCCCGCGGAUAGCGGCCACAACAAUAACCACGGCGGCGGCAAGGAGCUGGUCGGAGUCGGCGGCGGGGAGAAUAAAGUGAAGCAAGGUCUCCUUCCUAGCUUAGAAGAUCUGCUUUUCUAUACCAUUGCAGAAGGACAAGAAAAAAUACCAGUUCAUAAAUUCAUAACUGCACUCAAGUCUACGGGAUUACGAACAUCUGACCCCCGGCUGAAAGAGUGCAUGGAUAUGUUAAGACUGACCCUUCAGACAACUUCGGAUGGUGUUAUGCUGGACAAAGACCUCUUUAAAAAGUGUGUACAAAGUAAUAUUGUGUUGCUCACUCAAGCUUUCAGGAGGAAGUUUGUCAUUCCAGAUUUCAUGUCCUUUACUUCACAUAUUGAUGAGCUGUAUGAAAGUGCUAAAAAACAAUCUGGAGGAAAGGUAGCUGACUAUAUUCCACAACUGGCCAAGUUCAGCCCUGAUUUGUGGGGUGUCUCACUUUGCACAGUGGAUGGACAGAGGCAUUCUGUUGGUGAUACCAAAGUUCCAUUUUGUCUUCAGUCCUGUGUAAAGCCUCUGAAAUAUGCUAUUGCUGUUAAUGAUCUUGGGACAGAAUAUGUGCACAGAUACGUUGGUAAAGAGCCCAGUGGAUUAAGAUUCAACAAAUUGUUCCUGAAUGAAGAUGACAGGCCUCAUAAUCCUAUGGUGAAUGCUGGAGCAAUUGUGAUCACAUCUUUAAUCAAGCAAGGAGCAAAUAACGCAGAAAAAUUUGACUAUGUGAUGCAGUUCAUGAAUAAGAUGGCUGGCAAUGAGUAUGUUGGAUUUAGUAAUGCUACGUUCCAGUCCGAGAGAGAGAGUGGAGAUAGAAACUUUGCAAUCGGCUAUUACUUGAAAGAAAAAAAGUGCUUUCCUGAAGGCACGGAUAUGGUUGCUAUAUUAGACUUCUAUUUUCAGCUUUGCUCAAUAGAAGUAACAUGUGAAUCAGCAAGUGUGAUGGCAGCAACCCUGGCCAAUGGUGGCUUUUGCCCAAUCACUGGUGAGAGAGUGCUGAGUCCCGAAGCAGUCCGGAAUACCUUGAGUUUAAUGCAUUCCUGUGGCAUGUAUGACUUCUCAGGGCAGUUUGCCUUCCAUGUUGGUCUUCCUGCAAAAUCUGGAGUUGCUGGUGGGAUUCUUCUGGUUGUUCCUAAUGUCAUGGGCUUGAUGUGCUGGUCACCUCCUUUGGACAAGAUGGGCAACAGUGUUAAAGGAAUACACUUUUGUCAUGAUCUGGUUUCUUUGUGCAACUUCCAUAACUACGAUAAUCUGAGACACUUUGCCAAAAAGCUUGAUCCUCGCAGAGAAGGCGGUGAUCAGCGGGUGAAGUCUGUGAUCAAUCUGCUGUUUGCUGCCUACACAGGGGACGUGUCUGCACUCCGCAGAUUUGCUCUCUCAGGAAUGGAUAUGGAACAAAGAGACUAUGACUCACGGACUGCCCUGCAUGUAGCAGCUGCAGAAGGACACGUGGAUGUUGUUAAAUUCCUGCUGGAAGCAUGCAAAGUGAAUCCUUUCCCCAAAGACAGGUGGAACAACACGCCCAUGGACGAAGCUUUACACUUCGGGCACCACGAUGUGUUUAAGAUCCUUCAGGAGUACCAGGUGCAGUACACUCCGUCGGACGACGCCAGCGAGGGCAAGGAGAACCGGACGGUUCACAAGAACCUGGACGGCUUGUUGUAAAUCAUCUGCAGCUCGACCCUAAGAAUCAGAUCACUCACCUGUUUCAAUUGUGGUAGACUUAAGUCAUGAAGAGCGUGUGUGUUUCUCUCUGAUAGUGGUAUCUCUUUUCCAGAAGUCUCUGUUACUUCAGUGUUAUGUUACAGGAGUUUCUAUACGCACAGGACAAAUCCAGUCUCUCUCCAAAAAAAACCAGAAAACCAACCAAAAAAACCCAAACCCAACAAAAACCAACCAAGAAUCUCCCUCCAUAAUGUGAGCAAUAUUACCUCAUGCUGCAUAGAAGUGAUGUAGGAAAAAACCCACAAUAUUUAGCUGUUGUUGGCUUUACUGUGCACUACUUAAUUUAUUUGAGUUUUCUUCUUAGUGUUCUGGGUUUUUUGGAGGUGUUUUAUGUCAACUCUGCAGUCCCUGGCCAGGAAUUCUUUUUCUUUUUCUUUUUUCCUGCUGAGGUUUUGUUUGUUUGUUUCUCUAGCCCUCUGUUUCCAGUAUGGCCAAGAUGAGCUGGAGUACUGUCAGGUAUGAGUGUCAGUGAGGUUCUUCAGAAGCUGAGGAUGCUGAUGUGUAGAUUUAGGCUGGGUGUGUGAAGGUAAGAAUCUGCACUUAAACUUCGGGGGGUGGGGGGAGGGAGGAAAACCCCAAACCUUAAAAAUCUUUCCACACAACCUUGUUUACAUAAUAUAGAUACCCACAAGUCUGUAGGUGACACUUGUCAAUGGUCUAGGCUUGUUCUUAGAGAGUCUUGUCAGGGAAUCUUGUGUUGAGAUUUGUUUGACCAAAUGGUGUAAGGGAACGGGAACUGUGCCAUCACAGGGUGUUUAUAGUGGGGUUUGUGUUUGUUUUUGAAGCCUUUCAGUUCCCUUUGUCUCACCUCCCUACUUGUUUAGCUGCUAAAGUGCUUCCCCUGUAGCUGGGGAGAGCAGGUGCUUCCCCUUGGUGCAGUCCUGUUCCUUGCAGGUACACUUGCACUACAGCCUUCACAAGCGGCAACAGCCUCUCCUGUGGGCUCCCCCAGGGGCACUUCUUGGCAGCAGCAACAAGAACCAGAGAGGGAGAUGGAAGUGUGUGAAAGGCAAAGUGCUACACCAAAUAUUACCUGCAAAUCUGACCUGACAUAAGGCUUGUGGUAAGGAGCACAAGCAGGGUGAAACAGCUUUAAGGAGCACAGAGCAAAUCCCAGCAGGAGCAGAGCAGGAGAUAAGCCACACUGUUGUGUACGUUCUCUUCUUGCACUACCAUUAACCCAGGGAGCAAGAAUUACUGCAUCGGUGGGAUCCCACUGGUGUAGAACAAGGAGUUCAGCAUCAGGAGCACAAGUAGGAGAUGUUUUUUGUGGUGAAGGGUGGCAUUUAUUGCCCCUCCACUGUAGCCAUCUGGGCACGUGCCCCGUCAGGGGGAACCCAGGGGUGUGGGUAUCUGUCGUUUGCGGAAGUGCAAUGUUGGGGCAGCUGCCUCAUCCCAGGGGCAACUGCUUCUGCCUCAGAAGUGAGCAGCUGCCUAGGAGCUUAGAGUUGGAUAUUCACAACCCGCCAGAGCUGGACGUAGGCAAGAGUUUGAGCAUGAGAAUGUUUAGGCAUGAAUGGCUUAGCACACGGGAAAGGAGAUGGUGCUGGAGUGUGUGCGUGGCUGUUCUGACCCUAGCACAUAGCCUGUGUGAGUCCUUGGUAGAUCUCAGAGUUCCACUUUUCUGUAUUUAGGCACCAAAUCCUGCUGAAACAACACCCCAGUUCUUCUUAGAAUGGCCCAUGCACUUUAUCUGAAGAUGAUCUGAACCACGUUAGCCUCCUGCAAAUG
This is a messenger RNA of Dryobates pubescens (Downy woodpecker), 3799 nucleotides long. RefSeq names its product glutaminase (gene GLS). The record is from RefSeq and is a predicted model, not a curated record. Gene Ontology annotation, biological process: L-glutamine catabolic process. Lineage: Eukaryota; Metazoa; Chordata; Aves; Piciformes; Picidae. Gene Ontology annotation, molecular function: glutaminase activity; protein binding. The coding region runs from base 56 to 2008 and encodes 650 amino acids. The transcript has 18 exons.